UAAAUGGAGGCUGGGACUAGUUAUAAAGUCCCCGAAGUCGAAUAAAUAUUGCAAAAUUGCUCUUGAUUAUUGAGAUUUCUGCAUGGAAAGUCUUCAUGUAAAUUAUAGGUUAUAAUGAUGGCAGGCCCAGAAGAUGAGGUCUACAAGAUUGCUUUAUGUGGCAAGAUGGGUGUUGGGAAGACAUCCAUCUAUACCAGACUAUCCACAGAUGAGUUUCCUGAAGAAGAACAGUCUCUUCAUCACAUUGAUCAGUGCUUCAUACCUUUAGUGUGCAUUUGCAAUAAAAAGUUAAAGAUACAUUUAUGGGAUACCCUUGGAAUGGAGGAAUACGAGUCUCUAACUCGUAACCAUUACAGCAACAGCAAAGUGGUCUUGGUUGUGUAUAGUCUUGAUCUUCCAGACUCUUUGGCACAGGUCAAAGAGUGCACUCAGUCAGCACAAGUCAAUGCACCUGCUGCAAAGAUUGUUCUUGUUGCAAACAAAAUGGACCUUCCAAAUUAUAGAAGACUUGAAACAGAUCUUCGUGUCAAGGAAAUGUUUCCUAAGACUGAGUAUGAACAUCAAUUUAGGAUAUCAGCAAAGACUGGAGAAGGUUUGAAUGAACUAAAAUGUUUUAUUUGCAAAUGUUUACACAAACUGUCCCGGCAUGACAGUAGUAGAAGUAAUCAUAAUGUUAAUAGUGAUAUGCAGAAUAUCUCACUAUCUGGGACCUGUGUACAGCGCCAUCAUAGACAGUGUUGUGUUAGACACUAAGAGAUAGGUGAUGUGCAGAAUAUCUACUUGGAUCUGUGUACAGCACCAUCAUAGACAGUGUUGUAUUAGACAUCGAAAAAUACAGCUGACACAAACAUCCUCCCUCCUAUCUUUUAGUAGUAGCGACACAAGCAUCCUCCCUCCUAUCUUUUAGUAGUAGCGACACAAGCAUCCUCCCUCCUAUCUUUUAGUAGUAGCGACACAAGCAUCCUCCCUCCUAUCUUUUAGUAGUAGCGACACAAGCAUCCUCCCUCCUGUCUUUUAGUAGUAGCGACACAAGCAUCCUCCCUCCUAUCUUUUAGUAGUAGCGACACAAGCAUCCUCCCUCCUAUCUUUUAGUAGUAGCGACACAAGCAUCCUCCCUCCUAUCUUUUAGUAGUAGCGACACAAGCAUCCUCCCUCCUAUCUUUUAGUAGUAGCGACACAAGCAUCCUCCCUCCUAUCUUUUAGUAGUAGCGACACAAGCAUCCUCCCUCCUAUCUUUUAGUAGUAGCGACACAAGCAUCCUCCCUCCUGUCUUCUAGUAGUAGCGACACAAGCAUCCUCCCUCCUGUCUUCUAGUAGUAGCGACACAAGCAUCCUCCCUCCUGUCUUCUAGUAGUAGCGACACAAGCAUCCUCCCUCCUGUCUUCUAGUAGUAGCGACACAAGCAUCCUCCCUCCUAUCUUUUAGUAGUAGCGACACAAGCAUCCUCCCUCCUGUCUUCUAGUAGUAGCGACACAAGCAUCCUCCCUCCUGUCUUCUAGUAGUAGCGACACAAGCACCCUCCCUCCUGUCUUCUAGUAGUAGCGACACAAGCAUCCUCCCUCCUAUCUUUUAGUAGUAGCGACACAAGCAUCCUCCCUCCUGUCUUCUAGUAGUAGCGACACAAGCAUCCUCCCUCCUAUCUUUUAGUAGUAGCGACACAAGCAUCCUCCCUCCUAUCUUCUAGUAGUAGCGACACAAGCAUCCUCCCUCCUAUCUUCUAGUAGUAGCGACACAAGCAUCCUCCCUCCUAUCUUCUAGUAGUAGCGACACAAGCAUCCUCCCUCCUAUCUUUUAGUAGUAGCGACACAAGCAUCCUCCCUCCUAUCUUUUAGUAGUAGCGACACAAGCAUCCUCCCUCCUAUCUUCUAGUAGUAGCGACACAAGCAUCCUCCCUCCUAUCUUCUAGUAGUAGCGACACAAGCAUCCUCCCUCCUAUCUUCUAGUAGUAGCGACACAAGCAUCCUCCCUCCUAUCUUUUAGUAGUAGCGACACAAGCAUCCUCCCUCCUAUCUUUUAGUAGUAGCGACACCAGACUGUGCAGACAGUGCAUUUUUUUAAGUAUUAUUAGAAGGAUAUAAGAAGCUUUGAAGAUAUGAUAAAAUCAAUUUGUAUAAAGUACCAUGUAUCAUAGUUCUAUAAAAUAUAUGUGAAUCAAUGAAAGCAGUAAUACACCUUUCUAGCCUUGGUAGUUGAAAAAUCCUAAGUUUUUUUAUCUAAACAUUUUUUUCUAAAGUUAAAACUCUAAGUUAGUUUUCCCAGCCUGACUUGGUUGGCUAUAGUCUUAACAAGCUACAGAAUACGCUUGAACAAAUCUUUUGUAUAAAAUAUACAUAAUUAUUCGUGAAAUUUAGCCCCUACCAAAUAGUAUUUGAUAGUAGAUAAAAUAAGAUCUGAAUUUAGAUGUUAAGUUUUACUUAAUUUUCUAAACUAUCGAAUGCUUUACUUCUGUCAACUUAUAGCAAAUAAUCCCGGUCUAGUAUUACAGUAUUUCUGAAUCGCGAUAUUUAUUCACUGUCCCGUGAGAAAAUGUCAGGCAAGAAGAAAAUAAAAAUAAAAUCAUAUGAUUAUUCCUUAGAUUCUAA
This is a messenger RNA of Nematostella vectensis (starlet sea anemone), 2582 nucleotides long. Its product is annotated as rho-related GTP-binding protein RhoA-A. Gene Ontology annotation, cellular component: Golgi apparatus; endosome. The record is from RefSeq and is a predicted model, not a curated record. NCBI's taxonomy places the organism in Eukaryota, Metazoa, Cnidaria, Anthozoa, Actiniaria, Edwardsiidae. Gene Ontology annotation, molecular function: GTP binding; GTPase activity. The coding region runs from base 115 to 753 and encodes 212 amino acids. The transcript has 3 exons.